Molecule: messenger RNA, 1263 nt
Organism: Parnassius mnemosyne (clouded apollo)
Lineage: Eukaryota; Metazoa; Arthropoda; Insecta; Lepidoptera; Papilionidae
Source: the annotation of a GenBank genome assembly
AUGAACUCCGAGCAAAGGACAGCUGUGGAAUGUAUUGUGGCUGGUACAUCAGGUGCGGCGCCAUUCUUAUUACACGGCCCACCUGGAACUGGCAAGACUGUCACCAUAGUUGAAGCAAUUUUACAGUUGGUAAAGAAAAACCCAAGUAAUCGCAUUUUGGUAUGUGCUCAUUCGAACACUGCGGUGGAUAACGUGGCAUGCUUGUUACUCAAAUAUACAAAAACAUCAUUUCUGCGCUUAAAUUCGGCUUCUAGAAAGAGCCCGCCGAAAUGUUUGGAAGAAGUCGGCAUAUCAGGUAAACUUGGAGCCGAAGUAUUAAUUUCUUAUAGGAUAUUACUCUGCACACUUAACCUAGUGAGUAACUAUAACUUAAGUUUUAUUACCCACACGAUAAUUGAUGAGGCAGCUCAAGCAUCUGAACCGUCAUGCCUUAUCCCCAAAUCUCAAAACCUGAUUUUGUCAGGAGACUUCAAGCAACUUGGACCUGUCAUUAUUUCGGAUGAUGCCAAACAAUAUGGCCUUGGAGUAUCAUUAAUGGAACGAUUGAAGAACACAUGUCCGUUGUAUGCAAAAAACAAUAAAAAAUACAUUGUUAUGUUGAAAAAAAACUAUCGAUCCGACGCUGAUAUAAUCAAAUUACCCAACUUAUUAUUUUACGACGGGGAACUAGAAGCAAGGGCUGAAACUGAUUUAAUUAGCAGAACAAAUAUUUUAUACAAAGAUAAGCCAUGUCGCGCAAUUGUGUUUCAUGGCGUGCUGUCUACUGAGAAAAAAGUCGGUGAUCCCCCUAGCUUUUGCAACAGGGACGAAUUGAUUUAUAUAAAAAAGUAUGUUACGAAACUCUUAAACACACAUGGGGUAAAAGAAGAAGAUAUUGGAAUUAUUGCAACUUAUUCGAGUCAGGUUGUAUUGAUAAAGGAGUGGGUGCAAAAGCACCAUUUGAACAUUGACGUGGAAACUGUGGACGCUUUCCAAGGUCAGGAGAAACGAGUCAUAUUGAUCUCCACUGUCCGUGGACAAGGCAAACAAAGGACGAAUGUUAAACUCGGAUUUAUUACCGAUGAAAAGCGAUUUAAUGUGGCACUGACUCGGGCCAAAGCGAAAGUUGUCGUGAUAGGGAAUCCAUUGUCUCUAAGCACAGAUCCUUUAUGGAAUAAGUACAUUACGACAUGUCGUAAAUAUGGAACUUAUUAUGGUUUGACUGAGACCAGUUCCGAUGAAGAUGAACUCGCAGCAGUAAUAAAGAAAAUAAGUUUAAAGUAG